Molecule: messenger RNA, 1559 nt
Organism: Betta splendens (Siamese fighting fish)
Lineage: Eukaryota; Metazoa; Chordata; Actinopteri; Anabantiformes; Osphronemidae
Product: keratin, type II cytoskeletal 8-like
Exons: 9
Coding region: 69-1133 (354 amino acids)
Source: RefSeq, a predicted model, not a curated record
AGGAGUUCCUUGCCUUCGACGCUCACCUGCGCGACCUGUAGUCUGUUCCUGCUUUCUUACCUGUCACUAUGUCUAAUUCUAGAGGAUUCAGCAGCCAGUCCUACACCCCGAGUAGUUCGGGACCGGCCAAGAGUGUGGACACGUCGGACAAACACAAGGAGAAGAAGGCCCUGGUUGGACUGAACGACAAGUUCGUCAAGCUGAUUGACAAGGUGAAAAAUCUGGAGGAUGAGAAAACAAGGCUUGAGAAGGAGCUUGAGAUCCUCAAGGAGUACGAGGUGUACACGGGCAAGGUCGACGACCUUGCAAAGCAGCACAAGAACGACCUGAAGCAGAGGGUUGAGAACUUGCUCCGCGAACAAGAGAAGCUGAAGGAUGAGCGGGAACGAAACAUAAAGGAGAAGGACGAUACCAAGAAGAGGUUGGAAGAGGAGCAAAAAAAGAAAUAUGAUCUGGAGAACGAUUGUAUUCUUGCCAAAAAGGAGCUAGACAACAGCCAACUGGAGCAUGUCCAGCUGAUGCUGGAUCUGGAUGACCUGGUGGAUGAGUUGGAAUUUCUCAGGAAUGCCUUUGAUGAGGAGAUCAGGGAGCUGCUGUCUCAGAUCCAGAACAAGCACGUGGUCUUACCCAACAACAACAAGCGCUCUCUGGACAUGGGCGACGUCAUUCAGAGUACCGAGCUUCAAUAUGCCAACAUGGCCGUCCAGUCCAGGGAGGAAGCUGAGCGCUGGUACAAGAAAAAGAUGGAUGUCAUGGUCAAUAAAACUGAGCAGCAGGAGGAGGGUGUGCGUGAUAUAAAGAGGAUGAUCUCGGAGUUGUUGCGCCAAAUCCACUGGCUCACUGGGGAACUGGAAUCUCUCACAAGAAAGGAAGUCUCUCUGAAGAAGGAAAUCGAUGAUGUUCAGAAAGAAACUGACGUGAACGUGGAAGAGGCCCGCAAAGGCAUCGACCAACUGAAGGAGGCGCUGAAACAGGCCAAGACGGACUAUGCUGGACUGAUCCGUGAUUACCAAGAGAUGCUGAACCUCAAGCUGAAGCUGGACAUGGAGAUCGCUACCUACCGCAAGCUGCUGGAGGGCGAGGAGGCGAGAUAUGAUGGUGUGAAGCAGGGCCCACGCAAUGCAAAUUUCUAAAAACAAACCAACCAAUCCAAGUCCUUACUUGCACGCAGACCUUCGCCUGCCAUCGAAGCAACAGCCAGAGAAGCAGCACCUGCCAGUGAAGCCAGAGACGCCCCAAGCCCCAGAUCCCUCCAACGCCUCGGCCACCACCCCUCCCCCACCUCGUGCCGGUUCCCCAGAGGAACAACACCUGCCAGUGAAGCCAGAGACGCCCCAAGCCCCAGAUCCCUCCAACGCCUCGGCCACCACCCCUCCCCCACCUCGUGCCGGUUCCCCAGAGGAACAACACCUGCCAGUGAAGCCAGAGACGCCCCAAGCCCCAGAUCCGUCCAACGCCUCAAACAACGCCCCUCCCCCGCCUUGUGCCGGUUCCCCAGAGGAACAACCCCUGCCAGUGAAGCCAAAGACGCCCCAAACCCCAGAUCCCUCCAACGCCUC